GCGGCGGGCAGACGGGGCGCGGGGACACGGCCGGGCGCCCCUGCCCGCCGCGGUGCCCGCCGCCUGAAGGCUGCCCAGGAGGGCGCGCGAAGCCCCGGGCGGGCGCCUGCUGGGCGCGGGGUGGCGCGAUGUCGGUGCCGCUGCUCAAGAUCGGGGUAGUGCUGAGCACCAUGGCCAUGAUCACCAACUGGAUGUCCCAGACGCUGCCCUCCCUGGUGGGCCUCAACACCACCAAGCUGUCGGCGGCCAGCGGCGGGACGCUGGACCGCAGCACCGGCGUGCUGCCCACCAACCCCGAGGAGAGCUGGCAGGUGUACAGCUCGGCCCAGGACAGCGAGGGCCGCUGCAUCUGUACUGUGGUGGCACCUCAGCAGACCAUGUGCUCCCGGGACGCUCGCACCAAGCAGCUCCGGCAGCUCCUGGAGAAGGUGCAAAACAUGUCACAGUCCAUUGAGGUGCUGGAUAGGCGGACCCAGAGGGACCUUCAGUAUGUGGAGAAGAUGGAGAACCAGAUGAAGGGCCUGGAAUCCAAGUUCAAGCAGGUGGAAGAGAGCCACAAACAGCACCUGGCCAGGCAGUUCAAGGCGAUAAAAGCGAAAAUGGAUGAACUUAGGCCUUUGAUUCCUGUGUUGGAAGAAUACAAGGCCGAUGCCAAAUUGGUAUUGCAGUUUAAAGAGGAGGCCCAGAAUCUGACGACUGUGCUUAACGAGCUGCAAGAGGAGAUUGGCGCCUAUGACUACGAUGAACUGCAGAGCAGAGUGGCCAAUCUUGAAGAGAGGCUCCGUGCGUGCAUGCAAAAACUAGCCUGUGGCAAGCUGACAGGCAUAAGCGACCCUGUGACCAUCAAGACGUCAGGAUCGAGGUUCGGGUCCUGGAUGACGGACCCUCUGGCUCCAGAAGGCGAUAAUAGGGUGUGGUACAUGGACGGCUACCACAACAACCGCUUCGUGCGCGAAUACAAGUCCAUGGCGGACUUCAUGGCCACGGACAACUUCACGUCCCACCGGCUGCCACACCCCUGGUCGGGCACGGGCCAGGUGGUCUACAACGGCUCCAUCUACUUCAACAAGUUCCAGAGCCACAUCGUCAUCCGCUUCGACCUCAAGACUGAGAGCAUCCUGAAGACGCGCAGCCUGGACUACGCCGGCUACAACAACAUGUACCACUACGCGUGGGGAGGCCACUCAGACAUCGACCUCAUGGUGGACGAGAGCGGGCUGUGGGCCGUGUACGCCACCAACCAGAACGCCGGCAACAUUGUCAUCAGCAAGUUGGACCCCGUGUCCCUGCAGGUACUGCAGACCUGGAAUACCAGCUACCCUAAGCGCAGUGCAGGCGAGGCCUUCAUCAUCUGCGGGACCCUCUACGUCACCAACGGCUACUCGGGCGGCACCAAGGUGCACUACGCUUACCAGACCAACGCGUCCACCUACGAGUACAUCGACAUCCCCUUCCAGAACAAGUACUCACACAUCUCCAUGCUGGACUAUAACCCCAAGGACCGGGCCCUGUAUGCCUGGAACAACGGCCACCAGAUCCUCUACAACGUCACCCUCUUCCAUGUCAUUCGCUCCGAUGAGUUGUAGCGGCCCCUGCUACCAAGUGGGGAUGUGGAAGUGGAGUGUGGGGAGGUGGGGUGGAAGGGGCACCCCUCCGCCCGCCCGAGGACCAUCCUGCUACCCCAGGCACCAGGCAGCAGUGUGGACCCCACAUGGGUCUCCCGCCUUGCCCUUCCCCCUUCCCACCCCCGGGUCUCUGGUCAAGACUGGAGGUGAUCGUUAGGGAAUGAAACCCCAUUUUUUUUGCAGCUGGAACUGCAGUCCAGGGCUCCUGCCCCAUCCCCGGUGCGCCCCCUCCCAGCCCCUUUCUGAUAAAAUAUCGUCCUAAGAAGCAAGGCACUGACUGUUGAUUCCUCCCCACCAACUCCCCCCAAAAUUAAAAAAAAUCAACCCUGCUGUUAGCAUCGCAUGGAGACCCCUUGAUUCCGGCCUGCGCCGCCGGAGGUGACUGUGGUGUGCAGUGGGGCCCCUGGGCCGCCUAGAUAGUGUCCCUCGAACCCCAGUACGUGUUGUGUCUUAGAUGAACUGUGCUGAGUCCCCCACGAUCCCCUUCUCCCAAACCCACCCCAGUAGUCCACGGAGCUGCGUCCAGCGCCGCCCCAGCAGUGGGCAGAGUGUGGCAUGGACGGUGUCUGGCGCCCCGUGGUUUGAGCUCCUGUUCCCCUCUAGAUAGAUCGUGCAGUGUCUGUCUGUUGUCCCCAGGUGGUGACCCCCGUACAGUGAGUGCCACAUGCGUGGUGAAAGUAGGUGCCCUAGUUCUGGUUCGUCAGUUCCGGGUCUUUGUCUCACAAAUAAAGGAAAAAAAAAAAAAAAAAAAAAAAAGAAGGGAUAGACCCAUGUUGAGCCCCUUAGAGUGAACCCCAGCCCCCUCAUAGGAUCCCGGGAAUGAUUCUCUUCUUGUUCAACUUUUCAAAACGCAUCUGGCAAACAGGAAGGGCUUAUCUGGGAAAUGGAACGUUCCUGAAGCAACUGCCUGUACAGAGGACUUGUUUGUUGGUUUUUUGCUGUUUUUUUUGUUUUGUUUUGUUGUUUUAUUGUUGUUGGUUUUUUUUUUUUUUAAGUACAAAAGAAGGAAUCUGUACUUUCCAGUUACCUAAGGAACAAUAAAAAUACCAGGAGA
Molecule: messenger RNA, 2679 nt
Organism: Suncus etruscus (white-toothed pygmy shrew)
Lineage: Eukaryota; Metazoa; Chordata; Mammalia; Eulipotyphla; Soricidae
Gene: OLFM1
Product: olfactomedin 1
Exons: 6
Coding region: 129-1586 (485 amino acids)
Biological process (GO): signal transduction
Source: RefSeq, a predicted model, not a curated record